Molecule: messenger RNA, 629 nt
Organism: Acaulospora colombiana
Lineage: Eukaryota; Fungi; Glomeromycota; Glomeromycetes; Diversisporales; Acaulosporaceae
Source: the annotation of a GenBank genome assembly
AUGGACGAAGUUGGUUGGGAGUCGGCGGUUCCCAAUCUGGCGGGGCAGUUGGCGCCUAUAGAUUUCCGAAGAGGACUGAGGGGCGGUGGCAGUCAAGGUACUCUGCCCAGUAGGAAGUCUACGGUCAAUGAGGCGGGAACAGGUCUCACGACCACAACCGCUCAUACGGGUACUGAACGAUAUCUUGCACCGGAGCUCAUUGACUCCGAAACAUGUCGGCCAACUUGUGAAUCCGAUUUCAUAUUCCUGGUAAACCCAUAUCAACAUAGGAGAAGUAACCUACGCGGCCGUAUCAUUCGCGACAUUUUAAACGGAGAUCCUCCUGCAACAUUCCACGAAGAGAUGGACCCGAAUUACGAGUCAUUAUCUAUCAUUCUGCAACGGUUUUGGCACCAAAUACCUUCGAAACGUCCAGAUAUGACACAAUUUCUCUCCUGGCUCGAGCUUGUUGGCAUUGUUGGGUGUGCCGACGACCAUGUUCGACCGUUAGAGCAGUCAGAGUCACAUAUGGGCAUGACCGUUAGCAAAUCUCGAGAACAAAAGAGGGAAGAUAAAUGCUGCAAGGCGCUAGUACCAUCGUCGCGACUUCCCUUGAGCAUUCUCUGGGUGGCAACGCUAAAAGGCGAUUC